This is a messenger RNA of Haliaeetus leucocephalus (bald eagle), 1869 nucleotides long. RefSeq names its product RAR-related orphan receptor B (gene RORB). The coding region runs from base 176 to 1555 and encodes 459 amino acids. Lineage: Eukaryota; Metazoa; Chordata; Aves; Accipitriformes; Accipitridae. The record is from RefSeq and is a predicted model, not a curated record. The transcript has 10 exons. Gene Ontology annotation, biological process: regulation of transcription by RNA polymerase II. Gene Ontology annotation, molecular function: nuclear receptor activity; zinc ion binding; RNA polymerase II cis-regulatory region sequence-specific DNA binding. Gene Ontology annotation, cellular component: nucleus.
CCCGGCGGCGGGGCAGCCCGCGGAGCCGCGCCCCGCGGAGCCGCCUCGGAGGUAUGGUUUUCCCGGCGGAGCAGAGCUGCGGCGGCCGCCGCCUCCGCGGGUGCUGAGACGGGAUUUUUGUGGUGCGUUCCCGGGCUCCCAGCUUCAUGACUGCGCGGAGCGGGGAGCCAACACCAUGCGAGCACAAAUUGAAGUGAUACCAUGCAAAAUUUGUGGUGAUAAGUCCUCUGGAAUACACUAUGGAGUCAUCACAUGUGAAGGCUGCAAGGGAUUCUUUCGGAGGAGUCAGCAGAACAAUGCCUCCUACUCCUGCCCAAGGCAGAGAAACUGUUUAAUUGACAGAACCAACAGAAAUCGUUGCCAACACUGCCGACUGCAGAAAUGUCUUGCCCUGGGAAUGUCUCGAGAUGCUGUGAAGUUUGGAAGAAUGUCCAAAAAGCAGAGGGAUAGCUUGUAUGCUGAAGUGCAGAAGCACCAGCAGCGACUGCAGGAACAAAGGCAGCAGCAGAGCGGUGAGGCAGAAGCCCUCGCCAGGGUUUACAGCAACAGCAUCAGCAAUGGCUUGAGCAACCUGAAUAACGAAACUGGCAGCACCUACUCAAAUGGGCACAUCAUUGACCUGCCGAAGUCUGAGGGUUACUAUAACGUGGAUUCUGCCCAGCCUUCCCCAGACCAGUCUGGGUUAGACAUGACUGGAAUCAAACAGAUAAAGCAGGAACCUAUCUAUGACCUCACCUCUGUACCAAACUUGUUUACCUAUAGCUCUUUCAACAAUGGGCAAUUAGCUCCGGGGAUAUCCAUGACUGAAAUAGAUCGAAUUGCACAGAAUAUCAUUAAAUCUCAUUUGGAGACAUGUCAAUAUACAAUGGAGGAACUACACCAGCUAGCAUGGCAGACCCACACAUAUGAAGAAAUUAAGGUUUACCAGAGCAAGACCAGAGAAGCUCUGUGGCAGCAGUGUGCCAUUCAGAUCACCCACGCUAUCCAGUACGUGGUGGAGUUUGCGAAGCGUAUAACAGGCUUCAUGGAGCUCUGCCAGAAUGACCAAAUUCUCCUCCUUAAGUCAGGCUGCUUGGAAGUCGUUUUGGUGAGAAUGUGCCGUGCCUUCAACCCACUCAACAAUACUGUUCUGUUUGAAGGAAAGUAUGGAGGGAUGCAAAUGUUUAAAGCCUUGGGUUCUGAUGAUCUGGUGAAUGAAGCAUUUGACUUUGCAAAGAAUUUAUGUUCCUUACAGCUGACUGAGGAGGAGAUUGCCUUGUUUUCAUCUGCUGUUCUGAUAUCACCAGAUCGAGCCUGGUUAAUAGAGCCAAGGAAGGUCCAGAAGCUUCAGGAAAAGAUUUACUUUGCACUUCAACAUGUGAUCCAGAAGAACCACCUCGACGAUGAGACUUUGACAAAGUUAAUAGCCAAGAUACCAACUAUUACUGCACUUUGCAACUUGCAUGGAGAGAAACUACAGGUAUUUAAGCAAUCUCAUCCAGAUACAGUGAACACACUGUUUCCUCCAUUAUACAAGGAGCUUUUCAAUCCAGACUCAACCACUGGCUGCAAGUGAAGGGGAUAAUAGAAUUUUCACGUAGUCAUGGAAUGCGUCACUAUUAAGACAAAAAGAAAUGUUUUCAUGAAGAACUUAUUAAAAAUGUCACUACUGCAACACUAGGAAUGUCCUGCACUUAAUAGAAUUACUUUUCACCGCUACAGUUUGAAGAAUGUAAAUAUGCAACUCUGAGUGGGGAUGUCUUUUUUCUCUUUUCUUUGUUUACUUUUUUUUAUUUUUGAACUGACAAUGAAUAUACAAAUAUAGGACACUGGGUGUUACCUUUUUUUUUUAUUUUAUUUUAUUGGGGGAUGUUUUGGGAGACAACUGUU